This is a messenger RNA of Anopheles darlingi, 2910 nucleotides long. RefSeq lists its product as uncharacterized. Gene Ontology annotation, cellular component: endoplasmic reticulum membrane. Lineage: Eukaryota; Metazoa; Arthropoda; Insecta; Diptera; Culicidae. Gene Ontology annotation, biological process: GPI anchor biosynthetic process. The transcript has 7 exons. The record is from RefSeq and is a predicted model, not a curated record. The coding region runs from base 57 to 2867 and encodes 936 amino acids.
GCCACAAAAUAGGGAAAAUAAGGUGGAAACGAGCGGUGCCGGCGCUUUGAGAAAAUAUGAAUUUGGCUUUAGAGUGCACGAUCAUUUGCAACUUGGUCGUGUUUUUGUUUGGAUUCACUCUACUUUGCUACGGAUUUUUUCCAUUAUCAUAUUCAACCAGCACCAAGUCCAGCAUCGGGGAUUUUCCGCGAACUGAAAAUGCUAGUUUUAAUCGCCAGCCAUACACCACACGAGCAGUUUUGGUAGUAAUUGAUGCCCUACGUAUGGACUUCAUAUCAAAAAAGGAUAACAUGAAAUUUACCAACCAACUUAUUCUCGAAGAAAAGGCCUGUUUGUAUCGGCUUCAAGCGCAUCCACCGACAGUAACUAUGCCUAGGAUAAAAGCACUGACCUCCGGAGCAUUACCUAGUUUCGUAGAUGUAGUACUUAACCUUGGAUGUUCUGAAAUGACACUGGAUACCUUUUUAUAUCAAAUGAGGCAGCAACAGCAGCGAAUAGUUUUCUACGGAGAUAAUACAUGGACUCAUAUGUUUCCCGAUAUGUUUGAGCGAAAAGGAGCAAACGAAGAUUCUUUUUUCGUAAAUGAUUUCUACGAGGGUGACCAAAAUAUAACAGCAAACGUGCAAUCAGAACUAAAAACGUAUGAUUGGAAUCUAAUGAUUUUACACUAUCUUGGAUUGGACCACGUGGGUCAUGUAGAAGGCCCUUUUAGUAAUAAAAUGCCAGGAAAGCUACGUGAGAUGGACAGCGUAAUAGAGAUAAUCUAUAAAGCGUUGUUCGAAUCGUACUCAAAUGCUACAAAACCAGUAGUAAUAAUAACUAGUGACCAUGGAAUGAGAGACUCGGGAGGACACGGUGGCUCUUCAACGUCUGAAACAAAUGUACCCUUGCUCAUCAUUAAUGGAGACUGCUCCGAAAGCAACGAGACAUUCCUACAAAUAGACUUUGCUCCGACGGUUUCAACAUUAAUGGGUGUUGCUAUUCCAAAUGCAUCUAUUGGCUCUAUUAUACAACCUAUGCUGAGUGGGAUGAAAAAAGAAGAAUUACUAUAUGCCAUGUUUUACAAUACCCAAAGACUUGUUUCCAAAGCAAAGUCGUUUCUAGAAAGUGGAAAUCAAUUUUUCAGCAAUGAAAUAUACCAGCAGUAUGAAGAAGCUAAGAAUGUACAUCGCGAAUGGAUGAAACAACAAUAUUUAAAUGAAACUUCUUUUCAUCGUGCUACUGUGCUUUACCAAUUAGUUUCAAAACGACUCUCAAGAUUACUUAUUGCUAAUCACAAACAGCAUAAUUUUUUAUGUAUUGCUAUUGGCGUAUUCAUAAUGAUUUCCUGUGCUGUUGUUGCAAUCAUGCAAGUAAUAAUAGUGCAAAUGACCAGAACUGAACCAAAUGUAUCGAUACGGUUUAUUCCUUUUUUGAAUCACAUAUUCAUGUUGUAUUGCGGCUUGAGACUGCUUAGCUACUUCAAUGGGCAUUUAACGAUUGGAUUGUUUGAUGUUAUUCUGCUUAUUACAGUGUUUAUUUUUAUAACCAAUUUUCAAAUAUUGAAAUCCACCUUUAAUAUUAUAAAUAACACGCAAAAGAAACUGUCUUUUAAGAAUAAUACUAUUUUCCAAUUAAUGUUUGUCGGUUUUUUAUUUCACUGUGUCUCUUUUGCCAGCAGCUCCUACAUAGAAGAGGAACAUCAAACUUGGUACUACUUUACUAACACAGCAAUAGUAGCAAUAGCUUUGACUAGAAUUAUAAACAUGAAUUCUACUAUUGCUUUUCUAAAUUUAAGAAACUAUGAACAUUAUUACUUAACAAUGGCAUGUAAAGAGCGAAGGUUGUAUUGCGUGUAUUCUGUAGUCAUUCUUUUCAUGCAUUCAUUUAUACGCCGAAUCAAUCAAACGGGCGACAAAUGGCAGCAAAUUUCGGAUAUAAGCGACUGGUUAAUGACUGAAGAACAUAGAUUGUUUUUGAGUUUAGUUACGAUACUCGGGUUAUUCGGCAUUGUUUUCCAAGUAAGCCUGCUUGGAGGCUUAUACACUAAUAUACUUUGUGUGAUUACGGCUUUAUUUAUUUACUGUUACCACUCUAUUUCCGGCGAGUUAUUCGGUUCCGAAAUCGUUUGUGGUACCAUUUUAAACUUUAUUCCUUUCAGUUCCAGAUUCUCGCCCUUGCUUACAUUAAUUUGUUUAAAAUUAACUAUAAUUUUUUUUGUAGGGCUUAUAACUUCAAUCUACCAUAGUUUCAUUAGAAACAAUAAAUGGGAUUCUUGUUGGUCAAAUAAUAAGUUUUAUAACGAAUGCGUAAAGAUAAGUGUUCUUGUAAUAGCACUCUUACAAAAACCAUAUAACGUUGUGCUAACAGCUGCACUCUUAUUUUCAAGUGAUUUUUUAAAGAAAAGCAUUGAUUCCAUUACAAAACCAGGUUACACCAAUUUAAUGCUCAACACAGUCAUGCACUAUUGGCUAGGAAAAACUUUUUUUUUCUACCAGGGUAAUUCCAACAGUUUGGCCACUAUCGAUCUGAAUGCCGGAUAUAUAGGAUCUAAUAGUUUCAAACUAUAUCGAGUUGGUUUCUUCGUGACUAUACAAUCUUAUAGUGGCCCUCUGUUAAGCAAUUUAAUACUGAUUCAUAAUUUACGCCAUGCCAAACAAAUACACAGGCUAAACUUAACAACGUUAAGACAAUAUGUUAUGGCUUUAAUGGCUGUCCUCACCUUACUUCCUAUAAGCUGUUUCAUUGCUGUGGUUAUGGUUUUGAGGGAUCAUUUAUUUGUGUGGACUGUAUUUUCACCAAAAAUGAUCUAUGAAUAUUGCAACUUAUUAUUAACUUUAAUUCAGAUACUUUUUGUCAUUUUAUUUUAUCGAAAAACUGUACCAUAAAUUAGUAUAGGCUAUAAUAAAACUGUUAUUUCCCAACUCGUAA